Daldinia caldariorum is the source of this 1392-nucleotide messenger RNA. Its product is annotated as Nuf2 family protein. The transcript has 2 exons. NCBI's taxonomy places the organism in Eukaryota, Fungi, Ascomycota, Sordariomycetes, Xylariales, Hypoxylaceae. Gene Ontology annotation, molecular function: protein-containing complex binding. The coding region runs from base 1 to 1392 and encodes 463 amino acids. The record is from RefSeq and is a predicted model, not a curated record. Gene Ontology annotation, cellular component: Ndc80 complex; kinetochore. Gene Ontology annotation, biological process: mitotic spindle organization; attachment of mitotic spindle microtubules to kinetochore; kinetochore organization.
AUGGCGUACAAUCCGCGAAUGUCGAUAAUACCGCCGGCGCAAACCCAGUCGCGCACCCGCAAAAAGGAGGAAGAAGCCGAUGCUUUCAUGCGGCUGCCGGAUAGGGAGAUCGUCGGUUGCAUAACAGACAUCGGCAUCCCCUUCACUGUCGCCGACCUGCAGAAGCCAAACCCGUUACAAGUACAAAUGAUUUUUGAGUGGUUCGCCGAGCUGUUACUAAAUGCGACCCGCGACACUGUCGAGCCGGCGAUGCGCGCUGCCGCCGAAGAUGUAUGCGGCGAGUUUGUCGAUAUAGUGCCUCCCGAUACUCGUAACCUACUGGGAUUCUACGUAUCACUGCGUAAACUACUUCUUGAGUGUGGAAUUACAGACUUCAGUUUUAGCGACCUAUAUAAGCCCACGCAUCCACGCCUCGUCAAGAUUUUCAGCUACCUGAUAAAUUUUGUUCGCUUCCGCGAAAGUCAAACGAAUGUUAUUGACGAGCAUUUCAACAAAGCCGAACAGACCAAGGCGCGAAUCGAGACGCUAUACGGCGAAAACCAGGAUUUGGAAGCUAGACUGGAAGAGAUGCGACACAAUCGGAAGGCGAUGGAGGCCCAGGUCCGCGAGAAGACGGAACGCAAUGAGGAACUAAAGAAGACAUUGCUGGAGUUACGGCGGAACCAAGAAAAGGUCGCAGUUCGGUUAGAAGAGGCUAAGGCGAAGAAAGGAGAACUAGCACAAAGGCUCGAGCAAAAGACAACCGAGAAAAUGCUGCUCAAGCAGGAAAGUGCCAAGCUACGACCGUACACUCUGCAAAGUCCCCAAGCGUUGCAAACAAGUUUGGCGGAGCUCAGCAAUACUCUCAAUACAGAUAAGGCCCAUAUAGAUUCUCUGGAUCGACGGGCAAGGGCACUACAGACUUCAACCGAUUCCUUCGGUGUUGUUGCGACGGAUGUGGCUUCUUGCAUCAAACUCCUCGACGAGAUCUCCGUGGAACUGGCCAAGGAGGAAGAGGAGAAUGCCAGAAAUGCUAAACAGCGAGAUGCGUUGUCAGAACGUGGCAAUAACGUCAAAGAAGUGGAGAGAGUAGAAGGAUUACUACAGAGACAAUUAAGCAAGUGGAACGAGCGUACGGAAAAAUUGCGCGAACAAAGUCAGGAAAAAGCACAGGAAGCCAAAAGGAAAAUGGAAGAGCUCCGAGCAUUGCAUAAGAAACUAACGGAGGAGCGAGCGACGAAGGGUACGGAGAUCGAGAGGCGGAGAGUCCGAAUCGAGCAGACUGAGAAGAAGAUGCUGGACCUCAAGGAAAACAUCGAGAGAGAAGUUCACAGCGCAUAUGACGAAUAUCUGAAGAUGGAGUCGCACAUCAAGCUGUACAUCACAGAGAUGGAGCAGGCCAUAUCCAUCUGA